AUGCCACGUAUUGGUUGUGGUUUGGAUAAACUUGAAUGGUUACAAGUAAAAGAACUGAUAGAACGCGUAUUGAGUCAAGUUGAUAUUGAAAUCACUAUUUAUAUCAAAGAUGUCUGUCACGCUACAACAACGUCACGGAGACGUCACGACACCAUCGCCAUUAAAGAUUAUCAGGGCCAAUACCAGUCUCGCUCUCGUCUUAACCAGAAUGACACCGACAUCAUGUGCCAAGAGACCGGAGCAGGAUGGAAACCAUGUGUAAAGAAAUCGAGAAUGAAUCGAGACCAAUUAUCUGUGAGCUCCAAAAGCGAAACAUGAUUUCUUGAAGUUGGAUGAUUAUUGUCAACUUUAUACUGCAAAAUACAUGUAACCACUAGCAGAAUGCACUUAUACGCACACAAGUUUCUUGAUUAGGCGUGUUUAAAGGUUUCUGGGUAGUGCCAGAACAUGAAUUAUAUAAAGGCAUUGUUGCUGAAAAAGGCAAUACGUUGCUUGCUCAUGGCCGUUGAUUUCUGAGGCGCAUUUAAAAAUGUUUCACAAGAUUUGGUCAUGAUAGAGAAACGCACUACAGAGAGUAGACAUGCGCAGUUCGUUGAACGUAAAGGAAAAAGCAGAUAUCUCCAUAGGCAAAUCACCAAUCUAUUAUUGGAAGAUAAAUGCAUGUUUCACGCUUAGGGUGUGGAUGUGGAUGUGAGUGUGGGUCGGAUGUGGGUGAAGAAGUGAUAAUACUCU
Molecule: messenger RNA, 732 nt
Organism: Rotaria sp. Silwood1
Lineage: Eukaryota; Metazoa; Rotifera; Eurotatoria; Philodinida; Philodinidae
Source: the annotation of a GenBank genome assembly